UUGUAGUUUCCUGUUCCUUUAGUUCCCCAAAAAAAAAGUUGCAUGUUGAUGACGUCAUCCUUCCCAAGAGAUUGACCGAAAGAGGAGCUGUGAAUGUCUAGGGCGGAAUUGCAAAGUGAGAGAGGGGCAUGGCAGGCGACGGCAGCAGCACAGUUACAAAAACCAUGGAUGAGGUGUGGAGCGACAUCAAACUUUUUUCUCUCUGCCAUUACCCCAUCUCCCACACUUCCCUACUUCAUCACUUCUUCUCUCCUCCCUCUUCCUCUGCUUUUCAUUCUUCUUCCUCUCGCAUCCCCAGCAACAAGAGAACCCGCCAUCAAAUCCACGGCUCCUCUGAUCCCCGCCAUCAGCAUCCCCAGGCUUAUACGAACGAGUUAGAACGCGAACUUGCAAGUCUACGAGAGGAGAAUGCCAGACUCAGAAGACAGCAAGAGAAGAGUGGAGUGGAGUUUGGUCUAUGUAUUUGACUCAAUCUCCACUGUGUGUCAAACAAAGAAACCGAAGUACCCCUUUA
Molecule: messenger RNA, 514 nt
Organism: Neltuma alba
Lineage: Eukaryota; Viridiplantae; Streptophyta; Magnoliopsida; Fabales; Fabaceae
Product: protein FD-like
Exons: 3
Coding region: 129-467 (112 amino acids)
Source: RefSeq, a predicted model, not a curated record